Molecule: messenger RNA, 1686 nt
Organism: Coccomyxa subellipsoidea C-169
Lineage: Eukaryota; Viridiplantae; Chlorophyta; Trebouxiophyceae; Coccomyxaceae
Exons: 7
Coding region: 312-1292 (326 amino acids)
Biological process (GO): DNA recombination; response to X-ray; double-strand break repair via nonhomologous end joining
Cellular component (GO): DNA-dependent protein kinase-DNA ligase 4 complex; nucleus; DNA ligase IV complex
Molecular function (GO): DNA binding
Source: RefSeq, a predicted model, not a curated record
GUCCUGGCAAAUUGAAGAGCCUUUAAAAAUUCACCUGGCAGAUAGACGUAGUCGAUGUUCUGAGGGGCAAUGCGGUUCACGACAGUCAGCACCGCUGCUCGCACUGGUUUAAUCCGAGUGAUCUGAAAGACUCGGGGUGGUGUCUGGCUGGUUCCCUACAUCCAUAGACACGUGCUAUCGAACGUAAUAAUAUAUUUCAAAGUGAACAUUUUGGCACCAGAUCAGCGUACCGCAUUGGCCCAGUAUCAGUGUGACGUUGCUGGAGCACUUUGUGCCCUGAAAUGUGAAGAACGCUCUUUAAACGGGUCUGGAUGACAAUCACAGCGAAGAGGAUAUCCGACCCCACGACAGACAAGCCGUACUUCAUCCUCACGGAGCUUCUGGAGGACAAAGCUGAUUUUGAGGAAAGUCAGAUCAAUGUCAGAAUCACUGAUGGCGCGCACUUUUGGCGCAAAGAGGGUCAGCGCAGGCUGUCACAGCCGGACAAAUGGAUGGCGAAUACUUACAGAGCCAUAACAAGCCCCACGGCAGAGAGCUUUGAGUAUCAGUUUUCAGAACGGGAUGGAAAUCUGAAGUUCACCAUCAGAUGGCGGCAGCCUGGAAUGACCGGGAGGGUCAAGGCAGACAUAGUUCUUCAAUUAUGUGAGGGUCCGGAGCACAUGCGCUCAUUGCUGGACUGUCUCUUUGGCACCCUCAGUAGUCUCCAGGUGUCACAUGACGCCCAUGCAAAGAGCGUGGCAGACUUCAAGGAGGAGGCCCUGAGGAACAGCAAGCUGGUGGAAGAGUAUGCCACGCAUAAGGAGGCACGCGAAGAAGAAUUGUAUGCCAAGUUUUCAGCUGUGCUCAACGAGAAGAAGGCGAAGAUGAGGGAGUUGAAACACCGCGUAGAGGACCUGGAGCGGAAGCUGCAGGAUGACGAGCGAUCUGAUGCCACAGACGCUGGCAGCCAGGGUGCGCGGGGAGCUUUGGAUGAGUACAACAGCGUCUAUGAUGCUGAGACAGAACCCUCAGAAGAGAACGAGGCAGCAACGCUGCUGCCCAUGCCAGACACUAUUGGGCAGCAGACACAAAGGCCUCAGCAGGCAGCCAGCCUGAUGGAUGCUGAAGCCACCACCAGUCGCGUCUUCACCCCAGCAGAGCGAGCUGCCAUGCUGGACGCGCCGACGCAGUCUCAGGAGGUGGCAGAUGAUGAUAUGGAGCCAGCGCCAGACAGGGAAAUCGAAGACAUGCCAGUUGCAGGCCCAGCUGCCCCUGCCAAGCCUCGCACCAUUACUAAGCGCCGCCGGAGAUAGCCUCGGAAUGUGUUCACAGCUAGCAGCCACUGAGUGGGAGCAUUGUCCACGAUUUGUACUGUGCUACACAGUUGACAGACUCUCAAAUGAUAAGCUGGAACAAUUGUUGGAUGUCCCAUACAUACAGCUGCAGAGUACUGAACGCUGACUGGCGCCGGCGGUCGGCCCGCCGGCCUUGCUGCAGCUUGAAGACAUGACAGUCAAUUUCCUUCAGGGCUGUAUGUGGCACUUGCCAGCUGUGAACUGAGACUGCCUCUAUUGCAGAGUAUUACAUAAUAUUUAUGUUGAACAGCGCUGCUGCCGCUGCCGCAGCGGCUGCCAACGGCACCCACUGUGGCACAGUUGGGGCACCCUUUGGUAGUAUCAAUUUGUGUAAUAUCAAAAUGAAUUCAGG